AAGACCAGGCGCCCAUGUCCCCCGAAAGCCCGAGCGCCGCGCAACUGAAACCGGUCGCCGCCGUGUCGCAGACCACUGUCGCCAGCUCACCGGUGCGCUGUGCGCCCGUGCAGAGCAGCUACGCGCUCGAGCGGCGCGCCAAGCACGAGCACCGGCCCGCGGACACUGCGCCUGCGCAGAAUGGUGUACGGGAGUGCAAUAGCAGUUCCGACGAAAACCGAUCGUCGGGCCACGCGUCCAUGUCGGACAGCGGAGGCGGCGAAGCGGGUCGCGACGAACCACGACGAAACCGGCAACCACCGCACGCUAGGACCAAACAUCGACCACACAAUAAGUUGCAGUCCCCCUGGCCGGGCGGAGGAGGUCUGGAGGACAUCAGAUCAGCCAUUAAGCAGCUCACUCUUCGCUCCAGAGACAGUAGCAGUACGGCAACCAGUGGCGCUUCCAGCGCUGGCGGCGGCAGUAAUAAUGGAGCACCAGAGAGUGGCAGCGCGGCCGAAGCUCGCCGGAGACGGGCCCCGCUGGUCCGCCAGCCCUCCCUCGACACGGUGUGCACCAACGUAACGAGCGCGGACGAAUUCGUGUGGGUUGAUUCACAUAAUAGGCUCGUGGAGCUGCGCUACGUGCCGUGGACGGCGGGCGACGUGACGCGCGCGCUGCACGCGGGCCGCUGCCGCGAGUUGGCGGCGCGCAUGGCUCCGGACGCGCCGCCGAGACUCGCUUAUCUGUUGCAAAGGGCAUUAGUGCGGAUAGCGCGUGAAGCUCAGCGUCUGUCGCAGAACUUCGGUUUCUGCUCCAAGCACGAGGUGGCUGGCGCUCUCCGGAUCGUCCUUAGUACGCCGCUGGCUGAUUCCUGCAUCAAGGGUUGUCAAAGAGCAGCCACAAUGUACGCAACGUCAGGCAGCGCGGCCAGGAGGCUGGGCUCGGCCGCUCGGGCUCGCACCAGCUUGGCGCCCGGCAGAUUCCAAAGAUGGAUGCUCGAUGUGCGCGUCGCUUCUUUCGUCCAUGAAUACGCCGCAAUCUACCUCUGCGCAGGCAUGGAGACACUCUUGGAAGAAAUAGCACUGAUAGCUGCAGGCACUGCUGUCACAUCGCCCAUAACACCAGCCACCAUCGACCAUGCAGUGGCUAACUGUGCUGAUCUGUGGGGCUUGCUCCAGCCGUAUAGUCAUUUAAAUGCUGGAAGGGUUGCCUCAGGAGCCCUGUCGCUGUCAAGAUGGGAAUCCAUGAGCUCCUUAGGUUCGGGCUCGUCAACCGGAGCGCCUCGUCCCGAGAACAGGGCGCUAGGAAUGAGCCAUGAUUCCGGAAUUACGACGAAUGGUUCUGGUGGCUCAGGAACGUCAGCAGGGUCCAACAACAGCGGCGGUUCGGGCGCCUCGGUGCUGCUGACCACGUGCGCGGGCUCCGCGGCUGAGUUGCGCGCAGUUCUGCGACAGGUCAACCCGCGCCACCCGCCACUGUCGCCCGCCGCUGAGCGCGCGCUGUACUACUUCAUGAGAUGCUCCCAGCUGGAGCACACGUCAAGCGGCGCAUCGGGCACGGGAUGCGGGGCCGGGGCCACGGGUGGGGCGGGGCUGUGGGGGGAACGGGGCGCGGGCGCUUUGCCGCCGCUCGGGGAGUGGGUGCGGGUGGCGCGGGCGCACGCGGCGCUGCGACCGCCGCCCGCGGUGCCGGAUGCGGACGACAUACUGCAGUCGGCGAGGCUUCUGCUGCCCCACGCGGACUGCCCGCCCAGACCUGUCACGUUAGAAGAAGCCAUAGAACCGGCGUGGUCGCGUUGCCAGCGGACGGCCGACGAGCUCAGUCGCGCCGCGCUCGGCCUCGCGCAGCGCGCACUGCUGAGCGGCCGGCCCGAGCUGGUCGGCGGGGUGCGAGCACUGCUGCCGCCCGCCGGGAUAGACGCAACCGACGCCUCGGGCCUCACCGCGCUGAUGAAGGCAGCUUUGGCAGGCGACGAGCAAGUCGUGGCUAUGCUCAUCGAAGCAGGCGCGGAUCCCAACAUCGAGACCGCGGGGGCGGCCACGCAGCACUGUGCGCUGCUGUCGCCGCGCUCGCCGAGCCAGCCGCCGCACUCACCCCCCACCCCGCCGACCCCUACUCCGGGGUACACGCCGCCGACUGCGGGUUGGACAGCGCUAGUGUACGCCUGCAGUGGCGCGGGAGCCGCCGGCGCCGUGGAGGUGGCGCGGCGACUGCUGUCCGCAGGCGCCAGGGUCGACGGCGCGCCGGCGCGAGGAGAUGACGUCUGCACUCUUACUCCUUUGCAGAUGGCGUGCGGCGUUGGGAAUUUAGAAUUGGUACAACUGCUGCUCGCGCACGGAGCUGAUCCCUUUCUUUCCACACAACUGAACGACGCCCUGUGCUACUCCGCUGCAGCUCAGUAUGGGUGCUACAGCGCUGUAGCCGUCUGCUGCACCCACGGUCGCAGAGCGUGUCUCCGAGCGGCAGUGCGAGGUGGGGCGCGGGGGGCCGGGGGAGGUGCGGUGCUCUCUCUAGAGGAGGUGCUAGCGGAGGGCGCUCCGCCAGCGUCGGGCAGGCCUCCGCCUUUUACGAAACAGCAGCAGCGAGCGUUGCAAGACGCUAUGUACUAUGCAGCCGAAACCGACCAUUUAGACAUAACUCUCGAGCUUCGUGCACUGGGAGUCCCCUGGUCGCUUCACGCGUGGACACUGUCACUGGCAGCGGCCGCCGAAGCCUCGCUUGACCACGUCAUAGAUCAACUGCUUCAAGAUUUCUUGCAGGUGUGUCCGUCCGACGACAGUCACUACAGCAAGCAAUUCAUAUACGAGUGCCUCCCUCUGCUUUUCAACAUUUUACGCUACAGCAAGAAGGAAGGCACAGUUCUACUGCUGGCCGAUAUCUUAUGCGCCUGCUACGGCUGGGAGCCCGUGCCCGGCGUGCUGGAGCCGCCGCCAGCCGCGCCCGCGCCCGCGCGGGUCGACCCCUCCUACGUCAACAACCCUUCACUCGCAGACGUUACUUUCAGGGUGGAGGGCCGCCUGUUCUACGGGCACAAGAUCGUGCUGGUGUCGGAGUCGUCCCGCCUGCGCGCCAUGCUGGCUCCGCCGCGCACGUCCGCGGACGCGCUGGCCGCCAACGCGCCGCCGCUUGUGCAGAUCAACGACAUACGAUACCAUAUAUUUGAGCAAGUGAUGAAGUACCUGUACUCUGGCGGCUGCGCCGGGCUGGCCGUCCCGGAGAGCGACGUGCUGGAGGUGCUCGCGGCGGCGUCCUUCUUCCAGCUGCUCCCCCUGCAGAGGCAUUGCGAGGCGCGCGCGGCCAAAUCCGUAGACCUGCAUAACUUGGUCUCAGUCUACAUACAUGCUAAGGUGUACGGCGCCACUCAACUUUUGGAAUACUGCCAAGGGUUUCUCCUACAGAACAUGGUGGCUUUACUAACAUAUGAUGACUCUGUGAAACGGUUACUGUUUGGAAAGCGACUGCCCGGCCACAACGUGCUCAGUGCUCUACUGACCACCUUGCAAAAACGAAUCGAAUCCAGGAAGAACCAGGCGAAGAGUAGGUAGCAGGAAUGAGGCAACAACUUCUAGAGAAAACUAAUUUUAACAUAAUUCUUCAAAUCAUACUACUACUUCGGUGUGAGCGAUUGUCAGUGCUGACAAUCGUUGGUGACUCCACUCGUCUCCAAAGAGGAUAAUAUAUACCAUGGUCUAAUUAACGGACAACUUACUAUAAUCACAUACCAGUCUCCCUUCUUCACUCACCUUUUUUAGUAGUAGAGUUUCACUUAUUUAAGUCAUAGUAGACGUUUUUCGGCAUAGCUCGUCCGGGGAAGUACUACAGCAAUGAUUAUUUCUGCCGCUAACAACAUUGAGAUGCUCCGGUCUGAAGGGCGCGGUCGCCCAUGCCCAUGGGGCUUAACAGCAACGCCUCAGAUUGAUGGACACGGGGCGGUAUUUUGGAGAACGUGUCACUCGCAAUCUGCUUGGUCCAUCAAUUAUUACUAUAAAAACCCGAUAAGUUAGUAAGAUUUAUAAACUAGGCAAACAUGGCAACUAUUUUUUUUUAUUUUAAUUAAAUAACAGUAGCAGUUAAUUCGACCGUGAUAUAUAACUUAGCUCUUGUUAUUCUGUAUUCUAAAUGUAUUUCUAUGUGUAUUAUCAAAUGAAUGCUUUAAUCCGUAUUUAAAAAAAUUAUAAUAGUUAGUAAUUUUUUUAUGUAAAUCGCACAUAAUAAUAUAUGAUACCGUCAAUAAUUCGUUCUACCCGAACAUUUUUCAACAUCGUAGUCGCAUCGAUACUUCGAGACAUGCUUACUUAUCAUACGAGUAAGUUUUAAUAAAUACAAAUAGAGUGCAACAAAAAAGCAUAGAAUCGUGUUAUGUAGAAGAAAUAUCCACAAGAAUCUAUAUAAAUAGGACUGCUUAUACACUUGAACUUGGACUUUUCAUUCUUUAUAUUUUCUCUCGCAAAUUAUUUAAUGAAUUGUAACUAACAAAUAUCAUUUAAUUCUAGGUUUGUAAAUAACUCUUAUAUUUUACUAAGGUUAAAAUAGGAAUAAGAUUUGGCUAGUUUAAACUAAUCAUAAUAAUUUUAUAUA
Pararge aegeria (speckled wood butterfly) is the source of this 4560-nucleotide messenger RNA. Its product is annotated as ankyrin repeat and BTB/POZ domain-containing protein 2. The record is from RefSeq and is a predicted model, not a curated record. Lineage: Eukaryota; Metazoa; Arthropoda; Insecta; Lepidoptera; Nymphalidae. Gene Ontology annotation, molecular function: protein heterodimerization activity. The coding region runs from base 15 to 3527 and encodes 1170 amino acids. The transcript is spliced from 22 exons.